Salpingoeca rosetta is the source of this 2811-nucleotide messenger RNA. RefSeq lists its product as uncharacterized. The record is from RefSeq and is a predicted model, not a curated record. The coding region runs from base 1 to 2811 and encodes 936 amino acids. Lineage: Eukaryota; Choanoflagellata; Craspedida; Salpingoecidae. The transcript is spliced from 22 exons.
AUGCUCACGCUCUACGCCAAGUACCUCGAGGUCAUGCAUCACGUGUUCCUUGGCGCAGACGUGGACAUUCCACGCAGAGUCUUAAAGCCAGGGAACCCAGACCAACCACCUGCGCCUUUGCGUGUCCGUCGCUCCAUGGGAUCGAGACAGCUCAGCUUCUCGACGGAUGCCGACUGUUCUGAGAACGGGAUCGCUAGUGGAAACUCUACCUCUGGCGUCCGCGACGCUUGCAAAGUCACAUUCACACACAUUCUCGAGCAGCUGAAUCCGAAGAGAGACAGCACCAACAGCAAAGGCAUCCCCUGGCACAAGUCCACCCACGGCACCGAAGCUUUGGCGCAGACGCUGGACCUUCUCAACCACCUUUUGCGUGUUGCGCCAACUGCCGACAGCAGCCGUGGCAAAACACCGCGGCGGUAUCAAUUGGGGCGGUCGUUCAGGCGGAUGACGCGGUCACACCGCAGAGCAAAUGCAAUUGCCAUGGAGCACUCGGGCGCCAUUGAUGUCGAUGACCUUGAGAGCGUGUUGGCCCACGUGCUUCGUGUCAUCGAGCCCUUCCUUCCAGGGAAGAAGACAGUCACGGGCGACGAAGAGGCCGUUGGGCAGUGCCUGCUGUCUGCAUUGAAGAUUGUGGAGCUUGUGAUUGAGGAAGCCGCCAACACCCGACUCAUGGCUCUCAUGCAAGAUUUCUACUGCAGCGAACACCCAGAGGAAUACCCGCACAGAAGCAAGCAAAGGAAACAGACCGAGUUCAAGCAGCUGCGUGUUGCCCUCGAAGAGGGGAAGUUGUCUGAAUCUGAUGCACUGGAGUAUGUGGUCGAAUUGCGCGGCAACUUCAGCUGGCUGACACCCGAAUGGAAGCCAAGGGACAGCAACGCCAGCAGGAGCAUCGUCGACUUUCUCAUGGGCAUGGCCACUUUCGACAACGCGCGGGUCAAGGCGAUAGCACCGCGCCUCGUGCAUCGUCUCUUCUACAUGAACGCAGACCUGUUGGCUGACGCGCGGGCAGCGUGCUUUGCAACAGAUGAAGGCACGCGCGAGCUGCACCAGCAGCUCAUCAGCAUCGUUCCCCAGCUGCGUCAUCUUGCCGCUGGGCUUCUCACCGGUGACCAAGCCAACAUGUACACGACACAUGUCGCGGACUUGAUUGAUGAGUGCUACGAAGGAAAUGACACAGAUGAGCAUGACACGGAAGAGCGGCCCGUCCGGCAUGACCGCCAAAAACUCGUCGUCAACGCCGGUGUGCCUGACAUCCUUUUCGAUGUCCUCGACAAGUUGAUGUUCUACAACAUGGACGUGAUGCUGGGAAACGUGAAAACUCGGGGUGAGGUCAACCCUGGCGAUGAUGAGCAGCACUGGGAAGACGCGAUGGCAUUUGCACUGACGGAGGCGUUUUCAUACUUUCCGCGACUUUGCUUCACAGUGCGCAACGACCAUCUUAUCAAGCUUGUGCCGAUCCUGCGGAGGAAGAAGUGCAAGGUGCCACACUUGCUCUCACUCUUGAGCGCUGUGACCAAGGAAGAAGUUCAGGGCGUCCCCUUGGAGCGCAAUCAGGCCAUGAUCAUGCAGUUUCUUACCAAGAGUCGCGCGGAGCUGUUGGAGCCCAUCAACACGUUGUAUGGCAAGGGCGAUACACCAAGCAAGCAGGACGAUGUGUCUGACCCUUCUGCAGCUCAGGCAGACAUUGAAAUGUACAAGUCCAAGCUGCUGCACUUGCUUGCCGACUGCGCCAGCGGCAAGAAUGGGCUGGCAGAGAACAAGUGCAGGGAGUUCUUCAGCGCCGACGAUAUCAUCCGAGACCUUGAGGAUAACGCUGUUCCACUGAACAUCAAGACUGCCGGCUUUCGGUUCAUGCUCUGGGUGAAUCUGGCGACAGAGAAAGCCAACGAAGACGUCCGAAACUUCCUUGGGCGUCUAUGGCGCUGCGUUGUCAAAAUGGCCGAGAAGUUGCAGGCUGAUCAGCGGCUAAUGUCGAAAUUGCACACGUUUCUGCACGAGACUUAUGUUCCGUUUGUUGAGCAGCUACUGAUACGCAGUGACAGCACCGGCAAGGCAACACAAGGACAGGUUACCCCCAAUAUUGCUGCGAGGUUGGAUGCCAUGGCCAAGCAAGAACCAAAGCCCGAAGCUAUUACGGCAAUUACGAGGGCAGACUGGGCAGUCCUCAUCCGCAUGCUGACGAUGUUGUCUGCGUUGAAGAACGGUGGAGCACACGUCAGUGAUGACUACAAGCAAGACGGUGCCCGCGCUCACAAGUCACUGGAUAAAGCCUUCAAUGCAUUUUCGCAACAGCUGCAUCGCCUUCUCAACAAAGACACUGAGUCAGGUGGCAUGCGCGUCGUUGAAACACGCUGCCUGGCAUGCGGAAAAGAAAAAGAAACCAGAAGUGAAAUCGAGCUGCCCCUCCCCAAGACACAGGAGUUUGAGGAUGAGGUGAACCUCUUCGCAGAAAACCUGGCCGCCGCCACAGAUGAGCAUCAGGAUUGGGUCAAGCAUCUCAUUGACUCCCUCGAAGCGGAACCUGCGCGGGACAAGGCGGUUCAAUGGCAGUUUUCUGAUCGCCGUCGUCAAAUGACGACCAACUGUCGCACCAUGCGUGUGAUUCGUGGGAUUCUUCAGAAGCACGCCGAGUCUUCUCCACACGCUGAUAGCUCUGACUCGAGCUCCUUCGAGAGUCUCCAGAACAGGCUCUCCCCGGCAAUUGUUUCUAUUGUGAAACUCUUUAGGACUGAGAGCCUUGAACUCUUCAGGGAGGGCAUUGCCACACUCACGCCUCUCUUACGGAAUGGAAACAAGCUUGUGCAGGUCUGA